CACUGCUGAGCACUCAUGCUGCUCUCAAGUCCCCUAAAGUCCUUUCAGAAAACUUUGGGACUUUUCACGAAAUCAUAGAAAAUUUACCUUUCUUUUUUGUUUGUUUGUUUUUUUUUUUUUUUUUUUGCCUUCUAGAAGCCUACGAUGUUUUUAGAGAACUGAUCUUUAGCUUCUCCAAUUGAACAUUUUCCAGCCAUCAGAGCCAUGCACAUCGAGCUCUCCACCUGCUUCUUUCUGUGCCUCUGGCCAUGCAGCUUCGGUGCCAUCAGAAGAUACUACCUGGGCGCAGUGGAACUGUCCUGGGACUAUAAGCAAAGUGAACUGCUCAGUGAGCUGCACGUGAACAUGAGGUUUCCUCCCAGAGUGCCCAAACCUUUUCCAUUCAACACCUCAGUCAUGUACAGAAAGACUGUGUUUGUAGAGUUCACAGAUCAGCUUUUCAACAUCGCCAAGCCCAGAUCACCAUGGAUGGGUCUGCUGGGUCCAACUAUCCAGGCUGAGGUUUAUGACACUGUGGUCAUUACACUUAAGAAUAUGGCUUCUCAUCCUGUUAGUCUUCAUGCUAUCGGCGUAUCCUACUGGAAAUCUUCUGAAGGUGCUGCAUAUAAGGAUGAAACCAGCCAAAGGGAGAAGGAAGAUGACAAAGUCAUUCCUGGUAAAAGUCAUACCUACGUCUGGCAGGUCUUGAAAGAAAAUGGUCCAACAGCCUCUGACCCACCAUGUCUCACCUACUCAUAUCUUUCUCAUGUGGACCUGGUGAAAGACGUGAACUCAGGUCUCAUCGGAGCCCUGCUAAUUUGUAGAGAAGGGACUCUGAUCAAAGAAAGGACACAGACCUUGCACGAAUUUGUACUACUGUUUGCUGUAUUUGAUGAAGGGAAAAGUUGGCACUCAGGAAAAAAUGAGUCCUUGACUCGUGUUAUGGAUUCUGCAUCUGCACUGCACACCAUCAAUGGCUAUAUAAACAGGUCUCUGCCAGGUCUGAUUGGAUGUCAUAAGAAAUCAGUCUAUUGGCAUGUGAUUGGAAUGGGCACCACCCCGGAAGUGCACUCAAUUUUCCUCGAAGGCCACACAUUUCUUGUGAGGAACCAUCGCCAGGCUUCCUUGGAGAUCUCACCAAUAACUUUCCUUACUGCUCAGACAGUCCUGAUGGACCGUGGCCAGUUUCUACUGUUUUGUCGUAUCUCUUCCCACCAACAUGAUGGUAUGGAAGCUUACGUCAAAGUAGAUAGUUGCCCAGAGGAACCCAAACUACGGACAAAAAAUAAUGAAGAAGAAGAUUAUGAUGAUGGUUUGGAUGACGCUGACAUGGAUGUGGUCAGGUUUGAUGGCGACAGUGCGCCUCCCUUUAUCCAAAUGCGCUCAGUUGCAAAGAAGCAUCCUAAAACCUGGGUCCACUACAUUGCUGCUGAAGAGGAUGACUGGGACUAUGCCCCCUCGGUCCUCACCUCCAAUGACAGAAGUUAUAAAAGUCUGUAUCUGAACCAUGGUCCCCAGCGGAUUGGUAGGAAGUACAGAAAAGUCCGAUUUAUAGCUUACACAGAUGGAACAUUUAAGACUCGUGAAGCUAUUCAGCAUGAAUCGGGGAUCCUGGGGCCUUUACUUUAUGGAGAAGUUGGAGACACACUUUUGAUUAUAUUUAAGAAUCAAGCAAGCCGGCCAUAUAACAUCUACCCUCAUGGAAUCACUGAUGUCAGUCCUUUGCACUCAGGGAGAUUUCCAAAAGGUGUGAAACAUUUGAAAGACAUGCCAAUUCUGCCAGGAGAAGUGUUCAAGUAUAAAUGGACAGUGACUGUAGAAGAUGGGCCAACUAAAUCAGAUCCUCGGUGUCUGACCCGAUAUUACUCAAGUUUCAUUAACAUAGAGAAAGAUCUAGCUUCAGGACUCAUUGGCCCCCUUCUCAUCUGCUACAAAGAAUCUGUAGAUCAAAGAGGAAACCAGAUGAUGUCAGACAAAAGAAAUGUCAUCCUGUUUUCUGUAUUUGAUGAGAAUAAAAGUUGGUACCUCACAGAGAAUAUUCAGCGCUUCCUCCCCAAUGGAGUACAGCCCCAGGAUCCAGAGUUCCAAGUCUCCAACGUCAUGCACAGCAUCAAUGGCUAUGUUUUUGAUAGCUUGCAGCUGUCGGUUUGUUUGCAUGAGGUGGCGUAUUGGUACAUUCUAAGUGUUGGAGCCCAAAUUGACUUCCUCUCUGUCUUCUUCUCUGGAUAUACCUUCAAACACAAAAUGGUCUAUGAAGAUACACUCACCCUAUUCCCCUUCUCGGGAGAAACUGUCUUCAUGUCAAUGGAAAAUCCAGGUCUGUGGGUUCUGGGGUGCCACAACUCAGACUUUCGGAACAGAGGCAUGACAGCCUUACUGAAGGUUGAUAGUUGUGACAGGAACGUUGGUGAUUAUUAUGACACAUAUGAAGAUAUUCCAGCCUUUUUGCUGAGUGAAAACAAUGUCAUUGAACCCAGAAGCUUCUCCCAGAAUUCAAGGUACCCUGGCACUAGGCAAAAGCAAUUCAAACCCACCACGACUCCAGAAAAUGAUGUAGAGAAGAUUGACCCUCAGUCUGGAGAGAAAAUGCAGCUGCUUAAAGAACAAAGUGUCUCCUCUAGUGAUUUGUUGAUGCUCUUGGGACAGAAUCCUACUCCACACAGAUUAUCCUUAUCUGAUCUCCAAGAAGCCAGAAAUGAGGCUACCGAUCAUUUACCUGAACCAACAGAAAGAAACAAGGGCCCAUCCCCAUCUGAAGUGGCACAUCUCGGACCAGAGCUCCAUCACAGUGGGGAAAGAGUAUUUACUCAAGAGCCAGAACUGCCACUAAGAUUAAAUGAGAAUUUGGGAACAACUAUAAUGGCAAAGUUGAACAAACUUAAUUUAAAAAUUUCAAGUUCAUCAAACAAUCUAAUGCCUUUACCAACAAUUCCAUCAGACAAGUUGUCAGCAGGUACUGAAAAGACAGGUUCCUUCGGACCCCCAAAUAUGCCAGUUAAUUUUAAUAGUCAAUUAGGUGCCAUUGUAUUUGGCAAAAGUUUAUCUCAUGUUAUUGGGUCACGUGUACCUUUGGGCUUGAGUAAAGAAGAUAAUGAUUCCAAGUUGUUAGAAUCAGCUUUAAUGAAUAGUCAAGAAAGUUCACUGGGAGAAAAUGUAUUAUCAAUGGAGAGUGAUAGGCUAUUUAAAGAGGAAAGAGUUCAUGGACCUGCGUCAUUGACCAAAGAUGAUGCUUUAUUUAAAGUUAAUAUCUCUUUGGUAAAGACAGACAAGGCACCAGCUAACUCAACAACUAAUAGAAAGACUCACAUUGAUGACCCAACAGUAUUAAUUGAGAAUAGUACAUCAGUCUGGCAAGAUAUUGUUAUAGACAGUAAUACCAACUUUCAAGAAGUGACUUCUUUGAUUCAUGAUGAAUUGUUUAUAGACAAAAAUACUACAUCUUUUGGACUAAGCCAUGUGUCAAAUAAAACUACUUCAUCCAAAAAAAGGGAAAUGAUCCACCAAGAAAAGGAAGGCCCUGGGCCACUAGAUACAGAAUAUCCAGAUACACCAUUCUUCAAGACUCUGUUUUUGCCAGAUUCAACAAAUGUGAUAAAAAGGACCCAUGGCAAGAACUCCCUAAGCUCUGGGCAAAGGCCCAGUCCAAAGCAAUUAACAUCAUCAGUAUCAGAAAACUCUGUGAAAGAUCAGAAUGUCUUAUCAGAAAAGAAUAAGGCAGUAGCAGAAGAUUAUGAAUUUAGCAAGGACACCGGCCUCGAAGAGAUGAUUUUUCCAAAUAGCAAAAACAUAGUUCUUACUAACUUGGCUAAUGUUCAAGAAAAUGAUACAGACAAUCAAGAAAAAAAAUCCCAGGAAGAGACAGAAAGGAAAGAAACAUUAAUCCCUGAGAAUGCAGUUUUGCCUCAGGUGUAUACAGUGAUUGGAACUAAGAAUUUCCUGAAGAACCUCUUUUCACUAAGCACUAAGCAAAAUGUCGGAGGUUUAGAUGAAGAGACAUAUACUCCGGUACUUCAAGACAACAGGUCAUUAAAUGAUUCAGCAAAAAGAGCCGGGAUUCACACAGCCCAUUUCUCAAAACGAAAGGUGGAAACAAAUGUGGAAGUCUUAGGGAAUCAAACAAAGCAAAUGGUAGAGAAAUCUCCAAGCACUACAAGACUGUCUCCUAUCCCAAGUCAGCAGGAUGCAGUUCCUCACCGUGAUAAGCGGGGUUUGAAACAAUCCAGACUCCCACGAGAAGAAGUAAAGCUUGAAAGGGGGGUAACUCUGAAUGACACGUCAACUCAGUGGUCCAAAAGCAUGAAACGUUUGACCCAGGGCACCUUCACACAGAUAGAACACAACAAGAUGGAGAAAAGGACCAUUACUCAGUCCUUCUUACCAGAUUGUUCUCUGAGGAGUCAUAGGUCAAUUAGACCUACAGAUGUGAUCAAGAUCCCACCCCAAGAUAACUCUUCUCAUCCUCCAGCAUCAACCUAUGAUUGUAACUUGGGGGCAAGUCAUUCUGGGAUCCAAGAAACCAGUCAUUUCUUACAAGGAGCCAAGAAAAGUAACCUUUCUUUAGCCUUCCUAACAUUGGAAGUGAUCAGAAGUCAAAGAAAGAGCAGCGCCCUGGGGAAACAGGCCACAAAUCCACUCAUGUACAAGAAACUUGAGAACAUGGUUCUCUUGAAACAAGGCUUGUCUGAAGCAUCUGAGAAAGUUGUUCAUCAGGAAGACUUGCUUACAAAAACUAGCAAGGUUUCUCCUGCCCACCUGGAUCUCAGGGAAGAGGUUUUCCUUCAGAAAACACAGGGGCUUGUUAACUUGAAUAAAGUCUACAGGCCUGGAAAAGUGCCAUCUCUGAAAUGGACAACAGAAAGCUCUGAAAAGAUUCCCUCCAAGCUGCUGGGUCCGCUUGCUUGGGAUAACCAAUCAGCUACCUUGAUACCAAGAGAAGACUGGAAAUCCCUAGAGAGGUCACACAAACUCACAUCUUUGAAGACAAAAGAUAUCACUUUGCCCCUGGACCCUAGUGAAAACUACCAUUCAAUAGCAGUAGCAAAUGAAGGAGAAGAUAAGGCCAAAAGAGAAGCUUCCUGGCCAAAGCAAGAAGGGACUGGAAGGGUGUGCUGUCAAAAUCCACCAAUCUUGAAACGCCAUCAAAGGGAGAUAACCCUUACUACUCUUCAGCCAGAGCCAGACAAAACUGACUAUGAUGAUACUUUGUCGAUUGAAACAAAGAGAGAAGAUUUUGACAUUUAUGGUGAAGAUGAACAUCAGGACCCCCGCAGCUUUCAAAAGAGAAUACGCCACUAUUUUAUUGCUGCAGUGGAGCGACUCUGGGAUUAUGGGAUGAGUAGAUCCCCCCACGCACUAAGAAACAGGUAUGGGUCCAUUGAUUAUUCCUUUGUGCUACUGUUGUGACCUUUGACUUGACCAGAUGCUGAAACAAUAGGGAAGGCACAAUCUGCAGCAAUGAGACUCCAAAAACUGUUUUAUAGAGGAAGCUGAGAAGCAAGUGGCAAAGUCUAGAUGAAGCUGAGGAGCAAAUGGGAGGUUAGGUGGUGACACCAACAAUGAGGGUUACAGGAUGGUAAAUCCAGGUAGCAUGAAACUCUUACUCUGGUGAGAUGGAGAAGAAGAGGGGUCUACAAAAGGGUAGAGAGGUCAGAGUCAAGAAGCAGCCAUGUGGAACAGGAAGGAAGUCAGCCUCACCUAACAGCUUGUGAGCUGCCAGGUAAGGCUUAGUCUCCUGAGUGUGCCCUGAUACACACAGCAGGAAGCAGUGAAGUGUGUGGUAAUGAGAUUCAGGUGACAGGGGAGGUCAUAUUCCAAAGUACUGGGGAUCCAGAGGGCAAAAUGGGAGAAUUUCAGUGUUAAGGGAGCAGAAGGAGGUUGGACAGGGGAGAGAACACACAGAGAAAUAUGGAAGAUAAACAUAAGGAGAGUGAAUCAGCCAACAAAUAUUUAUUGAGCAUCUGUUACAUGCCAGGCACUUGCACAGACACUGAAGAAUAGCAAAGCAGGAGCUUAUAUUCUGCUGGGAAAAGCAAAAGGCAGUAAAGUACUAGAAAACUAAAUAAGGGAAUCUUAGUGCUGUUCAAAAGGUAGAAUUGACUGAUAUGGCAGAGAGUGCAGGGUGUGUUACUUUUGCUGUGGUGGUCAGAAACAUCCUCUUUGUGGAGUUGAUGCCUAAAUGAUGAUAAGAGGUCAG
Molecule: messenger RNA, 6172 nt
Organism: Odocoileus virginianus texanus
Lineage: Eukaryota; Metazoa; Chordata; Mammalia; Artiodactyla; Cervidae
Source: RefSeq, a predicted model, not a curated record